This is a messenger RNA of Effrenium voratum, 708 nucleotides long. The record is from the annotation of a GenBank genome assembly. NCBI's taxonomy places the organism in Eukaryota, Dinophyceae, Suessiales, Symbiodiniaceae.
AUGGACGAAACCCGAGCGUUGGUUCUGCAGGCGCGGGACCGCCGCCUGGCUCUUAUCGAAGCGCUAGCUCCUGUCAGGCUCUUGAGGGGAAACGCCUGCCGCCUCUUCCGGCAGAGGUGCUGGUGCGCGGGAACUCAGAUCUUCGCACCGAGGCAGGGGGCCGCGCAAAGCUUGUUUAGAAUUGGAACUGUAGUGCGCCAGGCUGAAGUGGCCUGGUGGCGUGUUCGCCAGCUACUGGCCCACGCUUUACCUGCCUUCCACUUGGUGCUGGGGCUGGGAAGCUCCGCCCCGAGGCCCUAUCCCACCUUGGAGCGGUCCGUGUCAGCUGGGGGCCGCUUCCGGACGCACGCAAGGCUGGAUCGCCUGAUGUGGCACUCGCGGGGCGGGGUCCGCUACACGGACCCCAUGAACUCCGUGUGCUCCGAGGUGUGGGCCGCGCUGGACCUUGGGGGCGCGCUGGGCCUCCCGCACUGGACCAGCGCGGAAACGCGGGGGGACUUGCUUGAGGUUGUGCUGGGGGUGAACUUUGUGCUGCAGACGCAGGUGCGGCACCACCCUCUUCUGCCUCGGUUCGCGCACGCGGCGGGCGUGCUGGAGGAGGCGGUGGAGCUGGUGCUGGACCCCCCGGCGGGAGGGAUGCGUGGCUGCCACGACGCUGUCCGCAAGUUGCCGGAUGUUGCCGGAGCCCCAGCCCUCAUCGCCGCCUAA